Molecule: messenger RNA, 2134 nt
Organism: Exaiptasia diaphana
Lineage: Eukaryota; Metazoa; Cnidaria; Anthozoa; Actiniaria; Aiptasiidae
Exons: 6
Coding region: 53-2134 (693 amino acids)
Source: RefSeq, a predicted model, not a curated record
CACCUUUAUUGUUGAAUUGAGACCAUUUAUAUUGUAUCUCAAGGAAGAAACUAUGAAGCACUUGCAGACAUCRAUAGCUGUUAUAAUAUUGGUUCUUUCUGGAUGUACCCUUUUGAAGUCAAAGAAAUUACGCAACAGAACAAAAUUCCGUCUUAAAAAUAGCAUGAAAACUUGUCAAAGCAACAUAUGUCUCAGAACUUUCAGACGUUCAGGGAAGUUCACUGUCUUCCACUCUGGUCUGGGAGAAAGCGAUCCAAAAUCGAUUACAGUUACGUUUGACGCCAUUAGAGAAAGAGAUGGCUUCGGCCAUCUUAUUGGUAACAAAGGACCGUGGUGGAAAGGUCAACACUCCUUUUUAAACUUUGCUAAUCUAGACUUUUCAUUCAGUAAAAUUGAAGAAAAUUCAACUUAUAAGGGCAUCAAAGCUUCCAGGUUCAAUUUCUCAGCCACCAUWCCGAGGUCUGGUGGWGCAGUCCUUAACAUUCCUAUGUAYAUCUUUAAAGAGUAUGGGAUCCUAGACGUGUGUGAUGAGGAAGAGGURGUUAUUAGGCCUGGCAUUAUUAAGUACAGCAUUGAGGUGUACAACUGGAAGUUCUGCAAGGACUACGAAUGUUCACCAAAGGGAUUUAAGAAGAAGCGUUUUGGAUCAUAUCUAGACAUCAUUCUUACUGUGAAGAAGAGAGGGAAAGGUUUUCGAGGAACACAUUGGUGGCAGAGACGCAAACACAGACGUAAAGGGAGGAAAAGACCAAAAGKAAGAAAGCUAAUCCAAGCUCAGAAAUUCUUCUUUGGGGAGUCAAGUAUAACAUUCCCCGAUAAUUACGUAUCAGAUGGUAAUUGUACCUCGAUGCCACCUGGGUUUCCGUCCCUCUGGACGAAGCGACGAGGAGUGGAAUACAAAGUUCGUUUGCGCUUCGCCAAUUUUGACAAAUUCGUGAAGUACGAYCCCAUGCUUGACCUCGAUGACCCAGGAAUGAUUGCAAAUAGCAAAGUAGAACAGACUGCAGUGGCACCUASAUUACAUCUUUUUGCUCUAACCCAGCUCUCUGCGACAACUGAGCCUGUAACUAGUUUUCAACCUAUCAGUACUAAUAAAGUUGAGCCUUCCAGUAGCAUUGCAGCGGUGACGUCAAAAAGAUCUGAACCUACAAACAUGUUAAUGGUGACGUCAAGCAGGACUGGUGGGUCUUCAUGGAUCAUUGCAACAAGAUUCUCAAAUGCAGCACAGUCUACAAUCACUACUGCUGCUCUGUCAGCAGGUCCUAUUGAGCCUACAGGCUCAAUGAGAACCCUGGUAACUUUUACCUCUCAGCCCGAAGUGAUUACAUUGUCAUCGGCAACUUCAACGCCAGCAAAGACUUCAAGGUACUCAAGGAUAUAUGAACCUUCCAACAAUAUUAAAGCAGCCAUCCCAUCAGGCACAGAUGAAACUAAAGAAAGCCUUAUAUUCACCAUUGCAAAAAACUCCUCUGGGCCUUCAAUCAUUAAAGAAGCGAUUCACUUAGGCCCAGAUAUGACUGCAAGCAGAUUUAAAGCAGUGACGUCAAGCUUGGCUGAACCUGGAAGUAUUAAACCACUUAACUACUCAAGCACAGCUGAGUUUUCAAGAAGUAUCAAAGAUACAUACUCAAGAAAAAGUGAGCCUUCAAGCAUAAAUGUAUCAGCGGCGAUCUUAAGCUCCGCUAAUCUUUCAAGCAGUAGUGCGUUAACAUUUAGUGCAAUUAAUCUUUCAAGCAUUAUCAUAACAGAAGCCUCAAUAGCAGUUAAACCGCCAUCAAACAGCACCGUCGGACCUUCAGGCAACCUAACGGACGCUAGCCCAAUCACAGUUAAGCCUUCAAAUAUAAUAGGAGCUGGUUCCACAGAGACACCUAAACCUGGAGAGAUGACCGCAAACAUAGCAAAACCUGCAGACAGCAUUAUAACAGCGGUAUCUUCGUUCUUAACUACGGCUUCAAGCAAGUACAAAGCUGCGGUGACGCCAAGCACCGGCGAGCCUGGUAACACCAAUACAGCGGUAACCUCAAGUACAUCUGAGCGUGCAAUAAUCCUUACAGCGGUACCGCCAUUAGCCAAUAUCGCACCCCGACCGGUUGUUCAAGUUGUCAAGGAUUAUAGGGAUGAAAUCGAUUGA